AUGAAACAUUCUAUUCUUGGUAUCCUUUUGGCUCUUAUUACAGGAGCUGUGUCAAAACCUCCCUUGCUUAAAAAGCCACCCACAGUUCAAGUCAAGAAUGGCACAUACAUAGGGACUCAUUCAAACUCAUAUAAUCAAGACUUCUUCCUCGGAAUCCCAUAUGCACAGCCCCCUGUCAGGAACCUUCGCUUUAACACUGCCCAAUCUCUUAACACGACAUGGACAGGCAAGAAACCCGCGAAUAGCUACUCCGCUGCCUGUAUUGGAUAUGGUACCGACAAUGGAGUUUAUAAAAAUACUUCCGAGGAUUGUCUGUAUCUCAACAUCGUUCGCCCGAGUGAGAGACGUCGGAAGCUUCUAGCCCUUGUUUGGAUCCAUGGAGGUGGCCUUGUCGAGGGCUCAGCUAUUGAUCAGCGCUAUAAUCUCUCAUUUAUCGUCCACCAGUCUGAAGCUAUCGGAAAGCCCAUCAUCGGCAUAUCUCUCAACUAUCGACUUGGCGCUCUAGGAUUCCUUAACUCGGACGAGGUUGCUAAGACAGGAAAUACCAACCUCGGGUUCAAGGAUCAACGUCUUGCGUUGCGCUGGGUUCAGGAGAAUAUCCCAGCAUUCGGUGGCGACCCGGAACAAGUCACGAUAUGGGGAGAAAGCGCUGGAGCCUUUUCCGUUGGCGCCCAUCUCACAGCGUUUGGAGGCAGAGACGAUAGGUUAUUCCGUGGAGCUAUUAUGGACAGUGGAAACCCUGUGUUCUAUCUACCCGUCUUUCCUGCUCAGUAUUUUCAACCGUCAUAUGAAGCGCUGCUAAGAAUGACCGGGUGCAACAAUUCUGCUGAUGGUCUACAAUGCUUACGGCAAGUUCCGAUUGCGGAGCUAAGCAAGGUAUUCCAUGCUGCACCAAGUCUCUGGUCAGGCUUUACUCCUUCCAAAGAUGGGGACUUCAUCCAAGGUUCGGGUUCUGAGCUUCUGUCAAAGGGAAAGUUCGUCCAUGUGACGAUUCUGAUUGGCACAAAUACUGACGAAGGGACGUACUUUGCAUCAAAAGACCCGACACCAAAGAACAUCAGCAGCGAUGCCGAAUUCAUAUCCAUCUCCCAACUCCAUUUAUACAGGAGGUACAGAGAGCUUACCCUGAUGUUCCAAGUGAAGGCAUUCCUGGAGUGCCGACAUUACCUACAAGCUAUCGCCCCGGAUAUCCUUAUGGUUCACAAUGGCGGCGACUCUGUCAUCAUCGCGAACAAACGCUGGACUAGUCAGAUUUGGUCUUCUGCGGCCCUAGAUGUGUACUCCUAUCGCUUCAAUAUCGUCCCAGCGUCAAUCCCGGGUGUCUUUGGCGCUUCACAUGUUCAAGAGAUUCCUUUCGCCUUUUACAACCAUAACGGAAUUGGGUAUAACGAAGAAAACAUGCCUCCUUGGAAUGGGACGAAGGAGGCUUUUGAGGACAAGGGAGCGGAUUAUGCAGAAGCGGCAAGACUCAUGAGCAGCUUUUGGGUGAGCUUCGUUCAUGACCAAGACCCAAACUCUUUUGGGAGGGGGGGCUGUGGUAUUGACAAUCGUUCUGUGCCGUUGUGGCCGACAUAUACCAAAGGCGGCAAAAACGGGAGGAAUUUUGUCUUCUCAUCGGCAUUUGAAUUUUACCUUGAGCCUGAUAAUUUCAGGUUCAACGCUAUUAACCUGUUAAUGUCUAGGAAUGAAAAGAGCUAUACGCAAGAGUAG
Fusarium odoratissimum NRRL 54006 is the source of this 1710-nucleotide messenger RNA. RefSeq lists its product as uncharacterized. The coding region runs from base 1 to 1710 and encodes 569 amino acids. The transcript has 3 exons. NCBI's taxonomy places the organism in Eukaryota, Fungi, Ascomycota, Sordariomycetes, Hypocreales, Nectriaceae. The record is from RefSeq and is a predicted model, not a curated record.